AUGUCCGCUUCCGUGCUGUUGGUUGGCUCCGGCGGCCGUGAGCACGCCAUCGCCUUGUCUCUCGCGAAGUCUCCGAAGGUCAAGACGGUGUUCGUCGCCCCAGGCAACGGAGGCACGGAUACUAUCCCCGGCGGCAAAGUCAAAAACGUCAACGUCUCCUAUGGCUCCACUUUCGAAGAACUCGUCAAAUUCGCCGUGGAGAACAACGUUGCACUCGUUGUACCAGGCCCAGAACAGCCCCUGGUCGACGGCAUUCAGGGCGCCUUCAAGAAGGUCGGGAUUCCAUGCUUUGGGCCCUCGAAGGAAGCAGCUCGCCUGGAAGGCUCGAAAGCAUUCUCGAAAGAUUUCAUGAAGAAGCACAGCAUCCCGACCGCCGCCUACGAGGUGUUCACCGACUUCAAUCGCGCCAAAGCGUACGUGGAAUCCCAGCCGCACAACCUCGUCAUCAAAGCGUCUGGCCUCGCCGCAGGCAAGGGAGUUCUGCUGCCUGAAACGAAAGAGGAGGCUUUGGACGCGUUGAAGACGAUUCUCAUUGACCGAGUGUUUGGCGAGGCCGGAGCAGAGGUUGUGAUUGAGGAGCGCUUGACGGGCGAGGAAGUCAGUGUGUUGACGUUCUCCGACGGAUACACCGUUGUGACGAUGCCGGCCGCCCAGGACCACAAACGCGCGUUUGAUGGCGAUAAGGGUCCCAACACUGGUGGGAUGGGAGCAUAUGCGCCAGCACCCGUCUUCACGCCUGAACUCGCUGCUCAGGUGCAGAAAACGGUAUUCCAGCCCACUAUCGAUGGAAUGAGGCGUGAUGGUCACCCUUUCAUCGGUGUACUUUAUGCUGGGUUCAUGUUGACGCCUAACGGCCCAAAAGUCCUCGAGUACAAUGCUCGGUUUGGCGACCCGGAGACGCAGGUCAUCCUUCCUCUCCUAGACGAUUCGUCCGAUCUGUUCGAGAUUAUGCUCGCGGCGGCAGAAGGACGUCUGGACUCUGUAAAGAUCAACUUCAAGAAGGCGUCAGCUGCCACCGUCGUGCUUGCGUCAAAAGGGUACCCCGGCGCCUACGAGAAGGGAGCCACCAUCACAAUCAACCAAGGGUCCAGCGAAGGAAUAGUGUUCCACGCCGGAACACAGUCGAGCAAUGGAACACUGAAAACGUCGGGCGGGCGCGUCAUUGCCGUGACAGGUGUCGCCGCCGACCUGAAGCAAGCUCUAUCACAAGCGUACGCGCUCAUCGAGAAGGUCAAGUUUGACGGUGCCCAGUAUCGCAAAGAUAUCGGCCACCGCGCGCUCUCCUCCGCAUCACAGAAGUCGGAAGGUGGUGCCACCUACGCCGCUGCUGGUGUGGACAUUGAUGCCGGUAACGACCUGGUAGAGCUGAUCAAACCGCUUGUGAAGGCCACCAAGAGGUCCGGAGCGGAUGCUGAUCUCGGCGGCUUCGGAGGCUUGUUUGACUUGAAGGCUGCUGGGUACUCGGAUCCAGUCCUGGUGUCUGGCACUGACGGAGUUGGCACAAAGCUGAAGAUUGCUCAGAGUGUUGGAAAGCACGACACCAUCGGUAUCGACUUGGUCGCCAUGAACGUCAACGAUGUCAUUGUACAAGGUGCAGAACCGCUCUUCUUUCUCGACUACUACGCAAGCAGCAAGCUCGAAGUGAACGUCGCUCGGGAUGUCAUUGCCGGUAUUGCGGCAGGGUGCAAAGAGGCAGGCUGUGCUUUGGUCGGUGGCGAAACCGCUGAGAUGCCUGGGAUCUACGAACACGGCGACUACGACCUCGCCGGCUUCGUCGUCGGCGCCGUCGAGCGCAACGACGUUCUCCCCGUUUUCGACAGCGUCAAACCAGGCGACAUCGUCCUCGGCCUCGCCUCCUCCGGUGUGCACUCUAACGGCUUCUCCCUCGUCCGCCACGUCGUUGCCCGCGCAAAAGUCGACUACACCACCCCGUGCCCGUUCACCCCCCCACAAGCAGGCCAAACGCUGGGCGAGGCCCUCCUCACUCCCACACGGAUCUAUGUCAAGCAAUUGCUCCCCGCCGUUCGACGGAAGUUGAUCAAGGCGAUGGCGCAUAUCACUGGGGGCGGGUUCCCGGAUAACAUUCCACGAGCGUUGCCGGACUCGGUGGGUGUGGAGAUUGAUGCAAAGACGUGGCCAUUACCGCCUAUGUUCAAGUGGUUGAAGAAGGCGGGCAAUAUCGCUGAUGCGGAACUCGCCCGCACAUUCAACUGCGGAAUCGGCAUGAUCCUCAUCGUCGCACCCGAGAACGUCGCAGAAGUCACCACACUUCUGAACCAGGCCAACGAAGAGGUGUACAACAUCGGAACCAUCGUGAAGAGGCAGGGUUCUGAAGAGCAGGUCCGUUUGACGGGCACUGAACAGGCCUGGGCUGUGUAA
This is a messenger RNA of Fimicolochytrium jonesii, 2379 nucleotides long. RefSeq names its product phosphoribosylglycinamide synthetase. The record is from RefSeq and is a predicted model, not a curated record. Gene Ontology annotation, molecular function: metal ion binding; phosphoribosylformylglycinamidine cyclo-ligase activity; ATP binding. The transcript is spliced from 5 exons. Lineage: Eukaryota; Fungi; Chytridiomycota; Chytridiomycetes; Spizellomycetales; Powellomycetaceae. The coding region runs from base 1 to 2379 and encodes 792 amino acids. Gene Ontology annotation, biological process: adenine biosynthetic process; 'de novo' IMP biosynthetic process. Gene Ontology annotation, cellular component: cytosol.